This is a messenger RNA of Hyphopichia burtonii NRRL Y-1933, 819 nucleotides long. RefSeq lists its product as uncharacterized. Lineage: Eukaryota; Fungi; Ascomycota; Pichiomycetes; Serinales; Debaryomycetaceae. The record is from RefSeq and is a predicted model, not a curated record. The coding region runs from base 287 to 703 and encodes 138 amino acids. The transcript has a single exon. Gene Ontology annotation, cellular component: mitochondrion. Gene Ontology annotation, biological process: mitochondrial respiratory chain complex II assembly.
UUCCAACCUUCGCUGAUCUUUCCUCUCUCCACUCCUUUUGAUGUCUCUUCUCUACCACUCGAGUCAAAAUGACUGCAAAAUGACUGCAAAAUGACUGCAACAGUAAGAGUGUUUAAUCCUUAUACGGACGCCUGUACACAGUGCUGCACGUGAUCAGCAGUCAAAGAUUCCCGGUUUACGGAAAAAGAAGGAGAUGCGGUAUCAAAAGGUAUAAAAUUGAAGCAAUUCUUUAGCUGAUCUUCUUAGAACUGGCAAGUACCUGCUUGGAAUUACCUACUUAUAAAGGAUGUUUAGAAUAAGGCCAGCUAUUAAACCAACUAUCGCGGCAAGAGGGAUUUCAUCCUCUGCAGUUCGCUUCUCCGGUAACAAGUUUGGCACUGAUUUCACUCCAUCUCCACCAAAGUUACCAAAAGAACAACAAGAAGAGUUUGAAAAAUUACAGAGAAUCGCCAAUUCUCAAGCUGCCAUCGAAGAGUUUAAUAAACAGAACGCAGAGUCGGGCCUGGUUAGUAGUAACUUGGCCGGGGACGUGGAAGCACAGCAGAUGAAAACCGAUAUUGGACGUUUCAACCAGUAUUUUAAAACGGUUCCUGAGUUCGAAGGCGAUGUCAACCCAGCUACUGGAGAAAGAGGUGGUCCUAAACAGGACCCAUUAAAACAUGGUAACGAUUGGUCUUUCAACGGUAGAGUUACUGAUUUUUAGUUCUAUUACUUCUCAUCCGGUCAUUCUCUGACUACUUUAUUUAGUUCUUCAAUAAACAUUUUUGGUUAAGUAACUGCAUUUUGCUUAGAUAACAAAAUUUUUGGUUAAAUAACUGC